AAAAACCUUGGCAAAAACACUUCGGUUUUCUUUCCUCGGAUUUUCGAUGCCCUCGAAGAAAAACCCUAAAGCUACUUACUACUAUUAAAUAACAUUAAUCAUGUGGCGACCAACGUUUACGAUAUUAAGGAAGCUGGUAAUUCCAUCCUUGAAGGAAAAUGUUAUUAUUUCAAAAAUAUUAUAUUCUACAAAAAGCCGACUGCCGAAGUCAACGAUGAAGCUGACCUUAGUCAGUGCCAGUGUCGGUGUCCUUAUCGGUGCUGGAUACGGAGGUUAUACUCAUUAUAAAAUUAAUGCAAAGAAGUCAUUGUUGCCUGUAGAAACUGAGGAGUUUGCUUUUCUGAAACACGCACCGGAAUACCACCCUCAGUACAAAAUUAUAAACGAGACAGAUAACAGCAAUCUCCAUUUAAUAUUAUUCCAAUACCGCACAUGUCCAUUUUGCUGUAAAGUGCGUGCCUAUUUAGACUCGAGGGGGAUAAGUUAUGAAAUAGUUGAAGUCGAUGCAGUUUUGCGGCAGGCCAUCAAAUGGUCAGGAUACAAAAAAGUGCCAAUAGUUCUUGCAAAAGUUGAUGGCGGUUAUCAGCAACUGUUGGAUAGUACUGCUAUAAUAUCUGUGCUGGAGACCUAUUUGCGGGACAAAGCGUCUCAGCUGCAAGAGAUAAUAAAGUUUUAUCCUGCCACAAAGUAUAUGAAUGACGAUGGGAAAAGUACGACCGAGAUUGCCAAUAAAUAUUUCGUUAUGCACAAUGCGGUCGUCCCAGACGAACGAGAAAGAGCGAUUGAGAUGGAGGAACGCGAAUGGAGACAAUGGGCAGAUAAGGUUCUAGUGCACACCUUGUCUCCAAACGUGUACCGUACUGCUGGGGAGGCGCUGGAGACCUUCAAGUGGUUUGAGGAGGCCGGAGGGUGGAAGCAAUCUUUCCCCAGCUGGGAGUGCGCGUUGAUGGUCUACGGAGGGGCAGCUGCUAUGUGGAUCAUAGCCAAACGGCUUAAGAAGAGGCACAACAUCAGUGACGCUCGGCAGUCGCUUUACAACGCGGCGAACGAAUGGACAGCAGCCGUGAAGAAAAGGGGCCGAUUCUUGGGCGGCGACCAACCGAAUCUAGCCGACAUCACAGUGUAUGGAGUCCUAAGCAGCAUCGAGGGUUGCCAGGCCUUCAAGGACCUACGGAACCACACCGAUAUCGGCAAGUGGUAUGACGAUAUCAAGAACAGCAUCGACAGGAAAAUGGGAAAGGUGUUAGCUGUUCAUGCGUAGAGUACAUUGUCGCUUGACUUGUGUGUGAAGGUAUGUCCUAUUGCAGGGCUUCCCAAACUUAUUUUUAUGCUGACGUCCUUUUGAAUUUGACACUUGUUGCGAUGACCCCCUUCCCCUCCCGCUAAAAAGUACUUAUCAUUAUUUUGUAGUUAUUAAAGCCUCGUAACAAGUUCAAGUCAUAUCGAUACAGUAAGAUUGCCCCACAACAAACUGGGAUAAUGCUGUGACGCCCCUAGGGUGUCACGACGCGCUGUUUGGGAGGCCCUGUCCUAUAGAGCUAUGCAGGUUGCGAAGUAAUAUGGUUUUAAUGAUUUAUUUAAGUAAGUGUGAUUUGAGGUGGGAGUGGAACAUUCAAUUCUUGUUCUGUUGUCUAUUAAUAAAAUCGACACCUUCCGGCAUUCGAAAUUAAAUCGAGUGAGAAAUUAUCUGAUUGAAUGGUCUUAUUCCACCUUAAUGACACGUCACGUGCAACUUGCGUCCAAGUGUAAACAUGUGUUGUAGUUGAAAUUCAUAAUAAUAUUUUCUAAUGUUACAUUAUAGCUUAUUCAUAUUUUAGAGUUGAGUUUAUUUAAUAGCUAAUUAAUUAUACAGAUGCGACAUAAUAAUUGUUAUCAUUAAAGUACACACUAAGUUACACUUCUAGCUCUAAAUCUGAGAUUAGUUCUGUUACGUAAAUCUAUCAUUCUCAUUUUAUCUUAGAGCCAAAGCACACGGUGCGUUGCGGCGCCGAACCUCGAAAGAUUUUGCCAUAUCGACAACGCGGCGCUGCACCGUUCGUGUGCCCGCCACAGAUAUUUUUAUGUAAGAUGACGCAGCGACACCGCUCCGGCGUCGCACGGUCGUAACGCCUCGUGUGCAUUGGCUCUUAAUUUUAUUUAAAGGAGUCAUAUUAGAGUAUUAAAUGCAAUUGUGAUUUUAUUGAUUAGUUGUUAAUACACGUUAACGUUUUAA
Ostrinia nubilalis (European corn borer) is the source of this 2212-nucleotide messenger RNA. RefSeq names its product prostaglandin E synthase 2 (gene Su(P)). NCBI's taxonomy places the organism in Eukaryota, Metazoa, Arthropoda, Insecta, Lepidoptera, Crambidae. Gene Ontology annotation, molecular function: prostaglandin-E synthase activity. The transcript is spliced from 5 exons. Gene Ontology annotation, cellular component: mitochondrion. Bases 101 to 1261 code for a protein of 386 amino acids. The record is from RefSeq and is a predicted model, not a curated record.